GAGUGAAAUCCUGUGUCAAGCCUGAGGUUAUCCUUUAGCGGAUCUUCAAACCUUCAGCUCCUUAAAUCUACUACCUUUGAGCAGGUAAAAUGGCCAGAAACUAGUACAACUUAUGCCAUGCUAUUGAGGGCUGCUCGAGCUCCCCAAGUGAAAACAUCAAGAAAAAUGAAUAGAAAACAAAGGCAAGAUGAGUGAUAAGCCAGAUUUGUCCGAAGUGGAGAAGUUUGACAAGUCAAAACUGAAGAAAACUAAUACUGAAGAAAAAAAUACUCUCCCCUCGAAGGAAACUAUCCAACAGGAGAAAGAAUGUGUGCAAACAUCAUAAAACGAGGAUGUCCUCCGGGGAGCAAAUUGCAACAUUGCUUAAGUGUUGUCUUAGUUUUCCAGGCUUCAUUUUGUAAACCUAUGUGUUUGUAGAGAUUUUAGGAAUUGUCUGAUAUUGUCUCCAUAUUCUCUGGUUGAGGGCACAAGUAGCCAAUGGUCCAUCAUCAUUGUUUGAAAACUUCUUAUUGGUGUGUCAAUCUCACAUGGCCCAUGCUAUCAAUGAUCCACCAUGUAAGAGCUUUGCGUGUGUGGUUCUUGCCUUCCCUACAGGAUAUACCAUUUUCAACCUCCAAUAGGUACCUCCAUUACUCAAAAAUCUCCAUGACAUUGCAUGCUUUUCCUGCUUCUCACAAUUUAUUUUCAUUGCUAAUAUAGCAAUAAAAUAAAAAAUAUAAUCAUUA
Molecule: messenger RNA, 725 nt
Organism: Echinops telfairi (small Madagascar hedgehog)
Lineage: Eukaryota; Metazoa; Chordata; Mammalia; Afrosoricida; Tenrecidae
Product: thymosin beta-15A
Exons: 4
Coding region: 188-325 (45 amino acids)
Biological process (GO): regulation of cell migration; actin filament organization
Cellular component (GO): cytoplasm
Molecular function (GO): actin monomer binding
Source: RefSeq, a predicted model, not a curated record